CACCGAACCAAUGUAAUAUACGUUUCAGUAACUCUGCUUUAAGUACGCUCAUAACUAACAUCAAGUAAAAUCAUAUAAAGUUAACCCUUUCACAUUCCUCAUAUUAGCUACCAUUUAAGUACUCUUAAAUCACCAGUAACCUUCAAGUCUAUCCAAACCACACUAUAAAAACACAACUCUCAUAACCCAAUCAUCACCACAAACACACAAAUCCCUAAAGACGAACGAUGGCUUAUAACACACGUUUUUUCCUCUUCGCCACCACGGCUCUCCUCCUGGCCCUCAACAUCUCCGGCAGGAUAAUCCCGGAGGCGACGGCUGAUCCCACAAACAUAGCGGCGAGGCUUAACGGAGGAGGACUAAUGGAGUGUUGGGAUGCCCUCUACGAGCUCAAAUCAUGUACCAACGAAAUCGUUCUCUUCUUCCUCAACGGGGAGACCAAACUGGGCACCGGUUGCUGUCACGCAGUGGACGUCAUCACCAGAGAUUGUUGGCCGUCGAUGUUAACAUCUCUUGGCUUUACGUCUGAGGAAACCAACGUCCUCCGUGGCUUCUGUGAGUCUCCAAAUCCCGGUGGUUCUUCCCCUGCUCCUUCCCCUUGAAAAAUUUGAUGUAUGCAUAAUAAUGGUUAUUUUUAG
Brassica oleracea var. oleracea is the source of this 638-nucleotide messenger RNA. RefSeq names its product egg cell-secreted protein 1.2-like. Bases 228 to 602 code for a protein of 124 amino acids. Gene Ontology annotation, biological process: double fertilization forming a zygote and endosperm. The transcript has a single exon. NCBI's taxonomy places the organism in Eukaryota, Viridiplantae, Streptophyta, Magnoliopsida, Brassicales, Brassicaceae. The record is from RefSeq and is a predicted model, not a curated record.